AUGGUGAUGGGAGGGGACACGGACCACACGACUGCUGUGCAGCACAUUAGGGCGGCAGUCAUGCAGGUCGCAUCUGCUGAGCAGUGGGAGGGCCCAGGUAGCACGCUUGAGGCUGGCCCCGCGGCCCAGGGGGAGGAUGGGGGGGCGGCCAAGCCGUCCUUCAUGUCAUCCUUCAAACGGUUAGUGCAAGUUCAUUGUCCGGAGAUCUGCUUCAUCAGCGAGACCCGGCUAUCUGGUGAGGGGCUUGUACGUUUGAGACGGCGCUUGGGGAGGGACUGGGAGUCAUACGCAGUCGAUUCCCGAGGGCUGUCGGGAGGUAUCCUGCUACUGUGGAGGCGAGGGGUGGCGACCUUUGAUGUCUUCCACAACUGCCCCCAACAGGUAGUUAUGGUUGCUUCGGCACCGGAUGUUGCGCCAUGGGUUUUGUGUGGGGUGUAUGCGAGCACGGAUUAUAGGGUCAGGAGAGUCCUUUGGCAGGAGAUCGCCAGCCUUACCGCCCAGGGUGUCCCGACAGUUGUAGUUGGCGACUUUAAUUGCAUAUUGAGUUCGAGCGACAAGAGGGGUGGGGCAGCCUUUAUGGAUAGAGCGGACAGAAGGGAGUUUCGCGAUUUUGUGUCGCGUACUGGCCUGGUGGACUAUGGGUUCUCUGGACCUCAGUUUACUUGGUGCAAUAAUCAGCUCGGCAGUGCUAGGGUUUGGGAGCGUCUAGAUAGGGCCUUUGCAUCCCCGGACUGGAUCCUCUGUUUUCCUACAUGCAGGGUUAGUCACCUACCUCGGAUCGCCUCAGACCAUUGCCCCCUGCUGAUUUCCACAUCAUCGGGACCUAGUCAUCAUAGCCCCUUCUGUUUUGAGAAGGUUUGGCUAUCAUACCCCCAGUCUUGGGACAUUGUCCGUGAGGCAUGGCGCAUCCCGGUGCGUGGAGAUGCUAUGCACCGGGUGUCGCGCAAACUAGAACUGGCCAAGAGGCGCCUUCGGCGGUGGAACCGUGAGACUGUGGGUGACAUCUUCCGGAGAGUAGAGGGGGUAGAGACUGCGAUCUCUGAGUUGCAGCGGAAAGAAGAUCUAGAAGGUGAGCUCUCGGUGGAUGAUAUGGGUGAUCUCCGAGGGCUUCUAGCGACCCACCACUCACUACUACGGCAGCACGAGAUCUUCUGGCGACAGAAAUCUCGGGUUCAAUGGACGGCGGAUGAGGAGUCCGGCGACAGAGACCAUCCCUUGAGGGUGGAUGCGAGAAUCGAGGAUAUUGAGAACGCAGCCCUGGUCCGACCAGUGUCCGCACAGGAGGUUCAGGAGGCAGUCUGGGCUUUGGCUCCAGACAAGGCUCCGGGUCCGGACGGGUUCCCCCCGUUCUUUUUCCGACAGUAUUGGGGUAUCAUUCGGACAGCAGUGGUAGAGGCUAUUCAGUGCUUCUUCUCUCAGGAGAGGAUGCCGGAUGACUGGAAGGCUACCUUCAUCACACUCAUUCUGAAGCGUCAGGGGGCGGCGGAGCCUGGCCAUUUCAGACCCAUUAGUUUGUGCACAACCUUGUAUAAGGUUGUGGCCAGAAUAAUGGUCCGUAGGAUGAAGCCCUUACUGCCUGGCAUUAUCAGUCAGGAGCAGGGGGCUUUUAUAGCCGGCAGAAACAUCUCCCAUAAUGUUCUGUUGGCCCAGGAGAUGAUGUGGGAUCUGCAGCGAGCAUCGAAGCGACGUAGCUUGAUGGCUAUUAAGCUGGAUAUGGAGAGAGCUUACGACAGGAUCAGCUGGAGAUUUCUUCAGCAGGCACUCGAGGUGUACGGCUUCCACAGACAGUGGAUCGGUUGGAUCAUGGGGUGUGUCAGGGGUCCAAGGUUUUCUAUCUUGGUCAACGGCACACCUUCCCCUUUCUUCGAGUCCACCAUGGGGCUGCGUCAGGAAUGUCCUCUAUCACCUUAUUUGUUUAUUCUUUGUGCUGACAUUUUGUCUCGUGAUUUGCAGAGGGUGUGUGCCCGCAGAGAGCUCGAGGCCUAUGUUCCCGCCACGGGGGCUAGUCCUCUUUCCCACUUACUUUUCGCUGAUGAUUGCCUUCUUUUGGCCAGGGCGCGGGUUUCUGAUGCACGGGUCCUUCGGAGGGUAGUGGCGGACUAUUGCGCGGCGUCAGGUCAGAGAGUUAACUUCCACAAGUCAGUAGUUCACUUCAGCCCGAGUACGGAGAGCAGGGUCAGACAGGAGAUCCGAGGGAUUCUACAGAUACCUCAGCAGGAGGAGACAUUGACCUACCUGGGAGUUCCUAUCACAGGUCGCAGACUGCGGGUGGCAGAGUGCUCCUACCUGGUGCAGCGGGUGGAGUGCAGGUUGGAGGGAUGGAGAGCGGCCUCCCUGUCUAUGAUGGGAAGACUGACUUUGAUCAGAUCAGUGUUGGGGUCCAUGCCAGUAUACCUCAUGGCCAACACCGUGGUUCCGAAGUCGACCCUGCUGAGGGUCGAGCGACUGCUGCGAUGUUUCCUGUGGGGGUCAUACGGCGGAGGCCACGGGGUGCACUUGGUGGCCUGGGAGCAUGUCUGUCGGCCUACCAGUGAGGGCGGCCUCGGGGUGCAGUCCCUACUGGAGCGGCGCGAGCUUUUCAUUGCUCGGCAUGCAGCUCGGUUUUUGUUAGAGCCACACGGGCUGUGGAGUCAGGUGAUGGCGGCCAGAUAUGGCCGUGGGGGCUCAGAGGCGGCACGGAGAGCGCGACGAGUCUCCUUCAUGUGGCGUGAGAUUGGGAGGUAUUUGCCGACGGUGUCAGCAAAUACCAGGUGGCUGAUUGGCGAUGGGCGGAGUAUUGAUGUGACUGCGGACCCAUGGGUGGAUACUGUUCCACUGAGGUGUUGGCCGACCAUGAUUGAUGCCGAGGCAGUGGAGGGGUUGCGGGUCUUCGAUCUUCUUGCCCCAGGAGAGUCAGCAUGGGAUGACGCUAGGUUAUGUCAGCUGUUCGGAGGAUACCUAGCUGAGAGGAUCCGGUCCCUUCCGGUGCCAGGUUGCGGGGGGCCUGAUGUCAGGGUUUGGGGCACCUCUUGCCGGUCCAGGGUCAGUCUGAGAGAUCUCGCCGAUGUUAUCCUGCAGGAGCAUGAGCCGGGGCAGGACUACACUUGGAUCUGGAGGUCUGGGCUCCACCCGAGGGCGGCACUUUUCUUAUGGAAGGUGGCAUGGGAUCGCCUCCCGACGAGAGCAGUGCUGAGCAGGCGAGGUUGGGGGAUCCCUGCGGAGUGCGGGACAUGUAGUGUUGAGGAGUCGAUCGACCACGUGCUCUUCCAGUGUACGUGGGCGAGGUCGGCAUGGCUGUGGGCAGGGUUCCCGCAGGAGGUUUGGCGUGGGAGGCCUCAGUUUGUACAGAUGAUGCAGCAGUGGCUGGCCCGGCCCCGGACAAGUCAGGAGGCUAUUCGAGCGACCUGCACAGCACAUCAGAUCUGGCUGGCGAGGAACGCCCGCACCUUCGGUGAGCGCAGGGUGUCACCGAGGUUCGUUGCGGAGUUCGCGCGAGUCCAGGCAUUGGAGAUCAAACUUUCUUCAGAUGGACCUCUGAUAGCUCGGGUCACCUGGGGUUCCCUCUCUGCUCCGGCAGCUCCUCAGCAGGUUGUUGAAGGGAUUGUUUCGGUGUUUUUGGAUGUUGUUAAGACUGUGCACCACUUGAAUUGGAUUAUCAUCAAUUGCACUUUGCAAGUCAAUAGAUUAGAUGUCUUGAGGAUUAUUUUAAAUGAAAACAGUAUUCAUGAUUAG
Molecule: messenger RNA, 3711 nt
Organism: Phoenix dactylifera (date palm)
Lineage: Eukaryota; Viridiplantae; Streptophyta; Magnoliopsida; Arecales; Arecaceae
Molecular function (GO): catalytic activity
Source: RefSeq, a predicted model, not a curated record